This is a messenger RNA of Cuscuta europaea, 2338 nucleotides long. The record is from the annotation of a GenBank genome assembly. Lineage: Eukaryota; Viridiplantae; Streptophyta; Magnoliopsida; Solanales; Convolvulaceae.
UUCGAGCCGACAAAGACCUCAAGCUAAGCUCCUCUUGCCGAAAUCAGAGAUCAAGUCUUUAGAGCCGUUGGCAGUCUAAAAUAAAUAAAGUCUAAGUAAAUAUAUUCACACUUUACAACCCCCCACUCCCAGUCUUUUUCUUCUUCCUCCUUCGCUCUUCCCCUUACACCACAUCUGAUAAUGUAAACAGUUCGCACAAAGGCAAAAGCUAAAGACCUUUUGUUUAUUGCCUUUACGGAGCUCUAAACUUUGAAGCAUUAUCAAUGGCUUCCAACGGCGGUAUGAUAAUGAUGCUGCUGCUCCUCGGCAUUUCCCUGCUUCUGGGCUUCUCUUCCGCUGAGGAUCCAUAUACCUUCUAUGACUUCGAAGUUUCCUACAUCACUGCUUCUCCUCUUGGUGUGGAACAACAGGUUAUUGCUAUUAAUGGGAAAUUUCCAGGACCUGCUAUCAAUGUGACCACUAACAACAAUGUUGUCGUCAAUGUAAAGAACAAAUUGGAUGAAGACCUCCUAAUGCAUUGGUCCGGUAUUCAAAUGAGGAAGAAUUCUUGGCAAGAUGGGCUGGUUGGUACAAACUGUCCAAUUCCAUCAAAGUGGAAUUGGACAUACAACUUUCAAGUGAAAGACCAGAUUGGAAGUUUCUUUUACUUCCCUUCCUUGAAUUUUCAAAGAGCAGCAGGAGGCUUUGGUAGUUUCAUUGUUAACAACAGAGAUACAAUUCCAUUGCCUUUUAGUACCCCUUUCGGGGACAUCACAAUUUUGAUUGGUGAUUGGUACACUAGAAAUCACACGGCUCUAAGGAAAACACUUGAUGAUGGGAAAAGCCUUGGAAUGCCCGACGGUGUCCUUAUUAAUGGAAAAGGGCCUUACAGAUACAAUAGUUCUUUCGUUCCUGAUGGUAUUGACUAUGAGACCAUCAAUGUCCGGCCUGGCAAAACAUACCGACUGCGUGUAACUAAUGUGGGCAUAUCAACGAGUUUGAACUUCAGAAUCCAAAGCCAUAACCUGCUUCUAGCUGAAUCAGAGGGAUCAUACACAGUUCAGCAGAACUAUACCAGCUUAGAUAUCCAUGUUGGGCAAACAUACUCAUUUUUGUUGACCACUGAUCAGAAUGCAAGUUCUGAUUACUACAUUGUUGCAAGUGCGAGGUUUGUAAAUGAAACUCUAUGGAGAAAAGUCACUGGGGUUGCCAUUCUGAAGUACACUAAUUCAAAGGGGGCGGCUCAUGGUCCUCUCCCAGACGCACCACAAGAUCAAUAUGAUAAAACCUUCUCUAUGAACCAGGCACGAUCUAUAAGGUGGAAUGUGACUGCCAGUGGCGCCCGUCCAAAUCCCCAAGGUUCUUUCAGAUAUGGUUCGAUAAAUGUGACUGAAGUGUACAGGAUAAAGAACAAGCCACCAAUAAAGAUUAGUGGGAAACAGAGAGCGACAAUCAAUGGGAUUUCAUUUGAAGCCCCCAAGACACCAAUCAGGCUUGCUGAUUGGUUUAAGUUGAAGGGGGUGUACAAGCUUGACUUUCCCACCCAACCGCCAGUUGCGGGACUACCUCGUAUCGGGACUUCUGUGAUAAAUGGUAGUUAUAGAGGGUUUAUGGAAGUAAUACUGCAGAAUAAUGAUACAAAGGUGCAUACCUAUCAUUUGAGUGGAUAUGCCUUUUUUGUGGUUGGGAUGGAUUAUGGUGAGUGGACAGAGAAUAGCAGGGGAACUUACAACAAGUGGGAUGGAAUUGCCCGUGCUACAGCCCAGGUUUACCCGGGAGCAUGGACAUCAAUCUUAAUCUCGCUUGAUAAUGUUGGAAUUUGGAACCUGAGAACUGAAAACCUUGAUUCUUGGUAUCUUGGUCAAGAAACAUACAUUAGAGUUGUUAAUCCAGAGAUGACAAACAAGACUGAGAUGCCGAUCCCAGAAAAUGUCCUCUACUGUGGCGCCCUUCAGAGUAGACAGAAGAAACAAGACAUAUCAGAUGCAACUUGGGGCAAUGAACGGAAACUGAUGGUGCUGAUGAUAUCUGCAAUGGUUUCUUUGUUCUUAUUAUGAGAAGAAGAAUCUAUCGUUGUGAUGCAUGUUUUGUGUUUGCAUGCAUGCGGCAGUUCAGCUUUGGUUACUAGUGUUGAGGUUUUGUAAUUUUGAUUGAAAGAUGUAUCAUUGUAUUUUAUUUAUUGACGUAGUAGUGAAUUAAUUGUUCAUACUAUUCUUGUUAGUUGUCACCCUUAACAUGUAACCUUCUUCAUCCAGUUGUAUUUUAUUGCUUCCAUUACAACAUUCUUUUAUGAGAUCAAUGCAAUUAUGCAAGGUGUGAAUUUAAUGAAUGAGCAGUGCACUAAUUUCCAAUGCGGUAA